UCCGCCUUGGGGGCGUGGCGGAGCUAGGCUCCGCCCUGCCCCGCCCUGCCUGAAGCUCAGGGCCCCGCACCCUCACUGCGCUGGGCUGUUGCGGUCUGCACCACUAGAGUGAAGGUGAUCCAGAGCCAAGAUGGCCGUCCUCUCUAAGGAAUACGGUUUCGUGGUUCUAACUGGUGCUGCCAGCUUCAUAAUGGUAACUCAUCUAGCCAUGAAUGUUUCCAAGGCCCGCAAGAAGUACAAAGUGGAGUAUCCUACCAUGUACAGCACAGACCCAGAAAAUGGGCACCUCUUCAACUGCAUUCAGCGAGCCCACCAGAACACGUUGGAAAUAUAUCCUCCCUUCUUAUUUUUUCUAGCUGUUGGAGGUGUUUACCACCCGCGUAUAGCUUCUGGUUUGGGCUUGGCUUGGAUUGUUGGACGAGUUCUCUAUGCUUAUGGCUAUUACACGGGAGAACCCAGCAAGCGGACUCGAGGAGCCCUGGGAUCCAUUGCACUCAUGGGCCUGUUGGGCACCACUGUGUGCUCUGCUUUCCAGCAUCUCGGCUGGGUGAAAACUGGCUUAAACAGUGGGGCCAAAGGCUGCCAUUGAAGAGUUACCAAGUUUUAAAAACCUCAUUCAUUUUGGAUGACUUAACUUCCCUUUUUUUUUUUAAUGUAAUAAAACCUAUCUGACAU
This is a messenger RNA of Choloepus didactylus (southern two-toed sloth), 675 nucleotides long. RefSeq names its product microsomal glutathione S-transferase 3 (gene MGST3). Gene Ontology annotation, molecular function: glutathione peroxidase activity; glutathione transferase activity. NCBI's taxonomy places the organism in Eukaryota, Metazoa, Chordata, Mammalia, Pilosa, Megalonychidae. The record is from RefSeq and is a predicted model, not a curated record. Gene Ontology annotation, cellular component: membrane; endoplasmic reticulum; nuclear envelope. The transcript is spliced from 6 exons. Bases 131 to 589 code for a protein of 152 amino acids.